Molecule: messenger RNA, 645 nt
Organism: Chilo suppressalis (striped riceborer)
Lineage: Eukaryota; Metazoa; Arthropoda; Insecta; Lepidoptera; Crambidae
Source: the annotation of a GenBank genome assembly
AUGCAAAUUACUCAUUCCAACAGGGAUCCCCACCACCACCGAGCAGCUUUCACCAUGGCUACGGCGAUGUUCGCACGAGUGACAUUUUAUCCAAGCCUUCUGUACAAUGUGGUGAUGGAAAGGAUUACCAGCAGAAGAUGGUACGACAGAAUGGAUGACACAGUCAUACUUGGGGCACUCCCCUUCCAAGGAAUGACCAAGCAGCUUAAAGAAGAAGAGAAUCUGAAAGGAGUUGUAUCUAUGAAUGAAGCAUAUGAACUCAAGCUAUUCUCAAAUGAUGCAGGAAAAUGGCGAGAGCAUGGCGUCGAAUUUCUGCAGUUAGCGACUACAGACAUAUUCGAAGCACCUGAUCAAGAGAAGUUAUUUGAGGGCAUUAAAUUUAUAAACCGGUUUCUGCCAGUCGGUGCGAAGCUGCAGGGCGUGCCUAUGGAUAACCAGCAAGUUAACAGUGGCUCUGUGUACGUGCACUGUAAGGCGGGCCGCACGCGCAGCGCUACGCUCGUCGGGUGCUACCUUAUGAUGAAAAACGGUUGGUCUCCGCAAGAGGCGGUGGAAUACAUGCGCGCGCGCCGACGGCACAUCCUACUGCACACCAAGCAGUGGGAGGCGCUAGCUAUAUUCCACGACACGCAUGUCAAGACGUAA